CACUAGAUCCUUGACACUUUCUCACAUCGUUGCCAUGCCUUUAAGUGACCCUUAUGUCGUCUGGAAGGCCAGACCCGUCAAAUGGAACACGAGUGAAGCUCGAGGCGGGGACCUUACGAGUCCCCAUGGCACACUCAGCUUCGCAGAUGACAAUGGUCGCCACAAAAUUGAGAUCAACGUUCGAUCUAGAGACAUUAUCGACCACCGCCUUAUCUUCUGGACUGGCGAGCUGACAAACGAGACGCAAUUCGGACACCGUAUUAUUCAGGCCCUCGAGAAUAUUGGCGGGUUCGGCUACUACCAGAACCCCCCACGCCUCGACUUUUUCCGUGAUGGCUUCCUGAAUAUUCGUGCUGGUACUAUCCGCGAUACAAACGUAGAAGGGCCAAACAAUGAUAUUACUGAUGACCUGGAUGCCUUCUUUCAAGCCAACUCGGCCGACUUCAAGAGGUCGACGCUGUUCGUCUGGGGAGAGCUCACCGGCGACGGAUCCAUUCACCAAGUACACAUGAACCAGGGGAACUACUCCCAAAACCACGAAUGGCACAGUGAGAAUGGACGCGGCCAGGAUGGUGGUAUCGUCAUGCAGUCACCUGAUGGCAUGUGGAAGUACUUUUUUAUCGCAUUUGCCGGGCAGGCGUCUGAAACAGACAACAAUGGAAAUCCGGCAAGUGGCGACGCAACGGUCAUGCUCCGCAACUUCAUUAAUGCCCCGCCGCCCGUCACGCCCACUACACCCGUGACUCCUGGACAGGCGAGCGGCGUGUGGAUUCAUUCGGCGCUCGUCAACCCCGACGGACCAGACAAUACGCCUGGGCAUAACGACAGAGUGAGACUCAUUAACCGUGCAGCCGAACCCAUCUCACUUGCCGGGUGGACCAUUCAGAACCAGGAUGGCCGGUCGAGGCAGCUGCCAGACGUACUGAUUAGUGGAGGGGGCGCCGUUAGAGACUUCGAUGUUGGGCCCGAGGCCUACCUUGCGAAUAAUCGUGAUGGUGUAAUCGUGCUGAAGGACGCAGGGGGUGCUGAGGUGCACCGUGUCUCGUACUCAUCGAACGUGCCCUCAGGACGAUGGAUCUUCUUUGGGCCGACUAGGAGUACAUUGUAGACAAGCGGAAGCAGGCUGGGUUUACGGCAAGAAAUUCAAACUCCGGCAGUACGCCACGGACAGCAUUCAGGUGAAGACGGUCGACAACGAUGUCACCUAUUACCGACCGGGCAGUGCAGAGAUCAAGUACGCGACGGUUGAUUGUGUACCCGACUGGGUGGCGGGGUGGAACAGAAUGACCUGGCUUCUGCAAUAAGGGUUGCUAACGUUGGUCUUGCGUGAACGUGAGGGUCAAAGGCUCUGGUUUAAAAUAUCUUUAAAAGUGAUUCCGGAAAUGGAUAUACUUGUAACAGCUGUUAUAGCAAGAAAGCUUAUAACCAGAUUGUAUAAUUAUUAAGUGUGUAUUUUAAAUUAAUUGUGGAAUUUUUAGUGUUUAUAUUAG
This is a messenger RNA of Fusarium redolens, 1490 nucleotides long. RefSeq lists its product as uncharacterized. The record is from RefSeq and is a predicted model, not a curated record. The transcript has a single exon. NCBI's taxonomy places the organism in Eukaryota, Fungi, Ascomycota, Sordariomycetes, Hypocreales, Nectriaceae. The coding region runs from base 35 to 1108 and encodes 357 amino acids.